CUACAGUCCCAUCUACCAGUCGACUUGAAUCAGCCUUGACCGGCAGUCUCCGGCGCACCUUCGUCAUGUACGCGCUGUGGUUAUUCGCUUUAUCCGUGGCUUGUGCCCAAAGUUCGGGGGUGGCUCCGAAGAUCAAGCUCAACGAUGGGCGAGAGGUCCCAGCGCUGGGCAUCGGGACAUGGCUGGGCUUCACGAGGGAUGGUGGGCGAGUGGAGGUGAAAGGUGAUGAUGUCCAGAAGGCGGUGGAGUGGGCCAUCGACGCCGGGUACAGACAUAUCGACACUGCGCACAUCUACAACACUGAAGAUCAGGUUGGCAGAGCCGUAAACAAAAAGAUAUCGGAGGGCGUCAUCAAGAGGGAAGAUGUGUUCAUCACUACGAAGCUGUGGAACGACCGCCACGCCAAGGACUCGGUGGUGCCGGCGCUGCGCGAGUCGCUCAAGCAACUGAACCUGGACUAUGUGGACUUGUACCUCAUCCACUGGCCUAUAGCUGAGUUGUCCAACCACUCUCUUGCCAACAUCGACUACGUGGAAACGUGGCAGGGCAUGAUAGAGUCCCGGGACCUGGGCCUGGCCAAGUCCAUCGGGGUGUCCAACUUCAACAAGGCGCAGCUGGACAGGCUGUCCUCGCUGAGCAGGGUGAAGCCAAGCAUGCUGCAAGUCGAGAUCAACCUGAACCUCCAGCAGCCAGAACUGCUCGCGUAUUGCAAACAGAAGAACAUCGCCGUCACCGGGUACACGCCCUUCGGAUCUCUGCUGGACAGCAAGGCCAGGGACGACGCGCCUCCGCCCAGGGUCACGGAGCCGGCGCUGGUGGCUAUAGCACAGAAGUACAAUAAGACCGUACCGCAAGUGGCGCUAAGAUACGAGAUAGAGCUAGGAGUGAUCCCCAUACCCAAGUCGACCAACAAGCAUCGCAUCGAGCAGAACAUCGACGUGUUCGACUUCUCGCUGAGCCAGCAGGAGCGGGACCUGCUGCGGAGCUACGAUCGGCGCUACCGCGUCAUAGCUGUGAAGCACUGGGAGGCCUCGCCCUACUACCCCUUCGAAGUAUAAAUAAUAAUUCCAGUUUCUAUUUCAAUAAAGAGAAUUUGAUAAU
Molecule: messenger RNA, 1101 nt
Organism: Ostrinia nubilalis (European corn borer)
Lineage: Eukaryota; Metazoa; Arthropoda; Insecta; Lepidoptera; Crambidae
Product: aldo-keto reductase AKR2E4-like
Exons: 8
Coding region: 66-1058 (330 amino acids)
Cellular component (GO): cytosol
Molecular function (GO): aldose reductase (NADPH) activity
Source: RefSeq, a predicted model, not a curated record